GAUUCGUCGUCAGUCGUUAGCAGCACGUGCAACAGGUAAAACGUUAAUCGUAACAAGUGCUUUACUACUGCGUGAACGACGAAACGGUUCGACUCGAAAGCGUCGGAGGUAAUUAGUAAAAAUCGCGAUUUCGAAAAUGCGGAUAUCGUAUGACAAUUUUUCGAAAGCCAGUCAGUCGAUGUGAGAUGAGUGUUUUAAGUGUGCUGUUAAAUUUUCCAGUCAUUAAUUUGCGAGCGAAAUCGAGUGAAACGAAGUGAGCUUACAUCAGUUAUGCAAUUUAGAUACCGCUGUUAGCGCGUAUCAUAGCAAUGAGUGAUUAUCGUUGAUCGUUUGAGUCAGUGCUCGAAAGAACAGCAAUUAUCAGUUGAAUUAUCUGCAGCGUGGACAGAGAUCAAACGAUCAAAAUGCCUGCCGAUGAGGAGUUUGAACUGAUGACAAAGCCGCUGCUCAGCUUUGUUCCAUCGACACUCAAGUUCCGCAAUGUUUACUACACGGUUGACGGGAAGGAUAUUCUGAGUGACGUGUCUGGUAAAUUCAAACAUGGUCGACUGGUGGCUCUGAUGGGACCUUCCGGGGCGGGGAAGUCAUCCCUGUUGAACGUCCUGGCUGGAAUGAACCUGUUCGGGCUGAGUGGAUCUAUCAUCAUUGGUGAUGAACCCGUGGAGGAAAACGACCCACGAAGUGUUUAUGUGGAACAAGAUUGUCCGCUGCUAAGCUACUUGACUGUAAGAGGAACUAUGACCUAUGCUGUAAAUAUGAAGAUGUCUCGAAGUAAUUCCACCAAAGAAAAGAAGAACAAGAUCAAAGAAAUCCUCCAGAUUCUGGGACUGGAGAAAUGCUCGUCUACGCUGGUGAAGAAUCUGUCUGGAGGCGAGCAGAAGAGGCUUUCGGUAGCGGUAGAGUUGAUCACCAACCCUGCAGUGAUGCUUUUGGAUGAACCCACCAGUGGUCUGGACAGCGUUGCUUCUACGCAAAUCAUAUCCCACCUGAAAUCGCUGGCCAUGGGAGGACGUACGAUCGUUUGCACCAUUCAUCAACCUGCAUCCAGUUUGUUCCAAUUGUUUGACGAUGUCUACUUGCUGGUCAAAGGGCGUUGUUUGUACUUUGGAUCGAUUGACGGGAUGAUUCCGACUCUAGAGUCCGCUGGAUUCAGAUGCCCGGAAUAUUACAAUCCAGCUGACUUUGCGAUCGAAGUUCUAACGUCGGAAGAUCAAGAACCAAAGGAAGCAAUGAUCGCUCAAACUAAAGCAGAGUUGCGAGAUCUUUUCGAAGGCGGGCCUUCAAGUCCGACCAUAAACAGACCGGACGUAAUUGUUCGACGCUAUCAGGUCCCUUUCUGGUACCAGUUUUUAGUAUUACUCAAAAGAUCUGCAAUCUCCACCGCUAAGGACGAGUUCUUCCUUAAAGUGAGGGUUGCCCUCUACAUAGCUCUAGGGUUAAUUUUCGGAAUAGUUCACUACAACGUGGGAAACGAUGCCAGCAAGGUGAUCGCCAAUGCCAGUUGCUUCUUCCAGAUUUUUGCCAUUGUUUACUUCUGCAAUGCCAUGGCUGUGAUAAAUUACACCGAGGAGGCCAACGUUACCAUCAAGGAGAUCGCCAACAAUUGGUACAGCCGGGAGGCCUACUUCUUCUCCAAACUGCUAAACGAUCUCCCUCUGCAGAUCAUCUGCCCCCUGUUGAUGCUACCGCCAAUGUAUUACCUCUCGGAUCAACCGCUGGAAGUGCACCGCUUUGCCAUGGUUUGGUUGAUGGUCUUCUUCGGCGGGCUCAUCGGCCAGUACAUUGGAGUAUUUGCGGGGAUCUGUUUCAGUAUUAAAACGCAGAAUUUCGUCGUUGCCAAUGCCUGUAUCAUUCCGGUUAUAUUUUCGGGAUUUUUCAUCAAUUCCAAAGAUUUGGUUCCAUAUUUGAAACCCCUGAGUGAUGUGUCGUUCUUUCAGUACCUGUUCCACGGAGCGAUGCAAGCUUUGUACGGGUUCGACAGGGGGAAUCUGAAAUGCCCGCAGAUUUAUUGCUAUUAUAAAAAGCCGGGCAGUAUUCUGGAGCAGUUCGAUAUAGAUCCGUAUGGGUUUGGAAAAAAUGCUGCCAUUUUGGGGGGUAUUACAUUUAUUUUGCUCACUGUGAUUUAUGUGGCUUUCGUCGUUAGGUUAAGGCGAUUCAAGUAAAGAUCAAGCGAUCGUGUUUUGUA
Ochlerotatus camptorhynchus is the source of this 2185-nucleotide messenger RNA. RefSeq names its product ATP-binding cassette sub-family G member 4-like. Lineage: Eukaryota; Metazoa; Arthropoda; Insecta; Diptera; Culicidae. The transcript has 5 exons. Gene Ontology annotation, cellular component: membrane. Gene Ontology annotation, biological process: transmembrane transport. The record is from RefSeq and is a predicted model, not a curated record. Gene Ontology annotation, molecular function: ATP hydrolysis activity; ABC-type transporter activity; ATP binding. Bases 405 to 2162 code for a protein of 585 amino acids.